AAGAUUAUACACCACUUUCAGUAUCUGUUAUACAUAAAAAUUUUGAGGUUGCUAAACUUUUAAUUGAUAAGGGGGCCGACAUGUGUAAACAAAACUCUGGUAAUACUAUUGCUCUAAUCAUUGCUCAAAACAAUUGUACAAUAGACAUAUUGCAUUAUUAUUUUACACCUGUAGGAUAUGCUAUUUUUACCAAAAAAUUAGGUGAAGCCCGUCAACUUUUAGAAGAUGGUGUAGAUGUUUGUAUGUCUGGUGCAAACAACAAAACUCCUCUUAUGAUAGCCGUUGAAAAAAACGAUCUCGAAGCAAUCAAACUUUUAUUCGAAUUUGGAGCUGAUUUUACUAUGCCGACUGCUUUGUUGGAGGCCAUAAAUCUGGGCAACGUCCAGAUAAUUGAUUUUUUUAUUAAAAACAAUGUUGUAAUUAAUCGCCAAUAUCAGGAUGGAACUACGCCCCUAAUAAGAGCUUUAGAAAAGGGCAAUUUUGAUGUGGUGAAAAUUUUGGUCGAAAAUGGUGCCGACGUCAACUUUGCAAAUGGCCACUUCACACCAUUGUUUGAAGCUUUGAAACUUGACAACUGCGAGGUUGCGAAAUAUUUAAUAAGUAAGGGAGCGUCAAUGGAAGCAAAAUAUUUAUUAAAGUUUCCAAUGUCUAAAGAAAUUAAUUAAGAUAGAAAUUCAACUAAAGAGUAUUUUGCUGGACGAUUUUGACCCUUCCACUUUACUGAAAGUAGUUGAAACUAAAAAUGCUAUUUUUGUAAAAUAUCUUUUGAAACAAGGACUCUCAAUUGAUUCACCACAU
This is a messenger RNA of Tribolium madens (black flour beetle), 798 nucleotides long. RefSeq names its product putative ankyrin repeat protein RBE_0220. The record is from RefSeq and is a predicted model, not a curated record. The transcript has a single exon. Bases 81 to 665 code for a protein of 194 amino acids. NCBI's taxonomy places the organism in Eukaryota, Metazoa, Arthropoda, Insecta, Coleoptera, Tenebrionidae. Gene Ontology annotation, molecular function: protein binding.